GAAAAAAUAAAUAAAACGCUAGUAUGGUAAGUGGUCGAUUGAAGCUUUUACUCUGAAAAUCUUGCCCAGAUCUUUUGGUGUGUUUACAGUUAAUAAAGGACACAGCGUGUGGACGUGGGCUGUGAUCACCGCUGUUCCCCGCUUUCCAGCGUGGAUUUACAUAUAGCCACAUUUUCUACUGUGGCAGUGGGGAAGCAAAAGAGGAGGGUGGCGAGACUUUCAGGAACCCAGACGGCAGACGGCAACCAACUUAACUCAACGCUUUGGCUUAACCCCCGCCCCCCGUCGGGAGGCAGGCUGGGAGGUUUUCGGACAAGUCGGGAAGCAGUUGACGCCGGUUCGUGGGGCUGUGGCCAUGGCCGGAGGUGGCGGCGGUGGCGUCGGGCUUUCUCCACUGGGGCCCGUACCGCCGAUGUGGUAUCACCGGGACCUCAGUCGUGCUGCGGCCGAGGAGCUGCUGGCUCGCGCCGGGAGGGACGGCAGCUUCCUGGUACGGGACAGCGAGAGUGUCAACGGGGCUUACGCUUUGUGUGUACUGUUUCAGAAGCAUGUCCACACAUACAGAAUCCUCCCAGAUGAAGAAGGAUUUUUGGCUGUGCAGACGUCACAGGGCGUGCAGCCCAAGAGAUUAAAAACAUUACCAGAGCUUGUGUCGUUGUACCUGCAGCCCAGCCAGGGUCUAGUGACCACUCUGCUUUACGCUGUCGACCGAGAGGAAACCGCCAUCCCCGAUGACCGCGACUAUUCAGAUGGCGAGGAUGAGAAGCCACCCCUCCCCCCUCGCUCAGCCUCCACCUCUACUCCUCCUGGGUCAGAUACAUCCACUGACAGUGCCCCAACAGCGAAUGGCCUGAGCACUAUCUCCCACGAGUAUCUUAAGGGCAGCUAUGCGUUAGACCUGGAGGCUGUUAAACAGGGAGCCUGCUCGCUGCCUCACCUCAACAAGACACUUGUGUCCUCUUGCAAGCGUCUCAACGGGGAAGUGGAUAAGGUCCUGUCUGGUCUCGAGAUCCUGUCAAAAGUCUUCGAUCAGCAGAGUGCCUUCAUGGUCUCGAAGAUGAUCCAACAAUCAGUGCAUCAGGGUGGAGACCAGGAGUUGGAGAACCUUGUGACCAAGCUGGCCAUCCUCAAAGACCUGCUGUCAUCUAUAGAGAAGAAGGCUCUGAAAGCUCUUCAGGACAUGAGUUUGUCUACUUUGUGCUCCCCUCCUCCUCUCUCCAUGCGUCACAGCAAAGCCAUCCCUGUGCAGCCCUUCGAGGUCAAACUGGAUGUCUACCUGGCAGAGCUGACCAAGAUAGGAAAGAGUCAGAAGUACACUCUGUCUGUGGAUGUGGAGGGAGGUAGAUUGGUAGUGAUGAAGAAGGUGAAGGACAGCCAGGAAGACUGGACAACUUUCACACAUGACAAAAUCCGUCAGCUGAUCAAGUCUCAGCGGGUGCAGAAUAAGCUGGGCAUUGUUUUUGAGAAGGAAAAGGACAAGAGCCAAAGGAAAGACUUCAUAUUCGCUAGUGCCAAGAAGCGGGAGGCCUUUUGCCAGCUGCUACAGCUGAUGAAAAACAAACAUUCAAACCAGGAUGAGCCUGACAUGAUAUCUGUCUUCAUCGGCACCUGGAACAUGGGCUCUGUUCCUGCUCCGAAAUCCGUGGCCUCAUGGGUGUUAUGCCGAGGACUCGGAAAGACUCUGGACGAGAUGACCGUCACUAUCCCACAUGACCUGUAUGCAUUUGGGACGCAGGAAAACUCCGUGUGCGAUCGGGAGUGGGUGGAGUCGUUACGAGUCAUGUUGAAAGAACAAACAGAACUGGAUUAUAAACCGAUAGCGGUGCAGACACUAUGGAACAUAAAGGUCGCUGUGCUGGUGAAACCAGAACAUGAGAACCGCAUCAGCCAUGUUGGAAUGUCCAGUGUCAAGACUGGCAUCGCCAACACACUUGGUAACAAAGGUGCUGUGGGGGUUUCUUUCAUGUUUAACGGAACAUCUUUCGGUUUUGUAAACUGUCACUUGACCUCGGGGAAUGAAAAGAUUGCAAGGAGAAACCAAAACUAUCUCGACAUUUUGCGUCUACUUUCACUUGGAGACAAACAGCUGAGUUCCUUUGACAUUUCACUGCGCUUCACACAUCUUUUCUGGCUGGGAGACCUCAAUUACAGACUGGACAUGGACAUUCAGGAGAUCCUUAACUACAUUAACAGGAAGGAGUUUGAUCCACUGCUGAAGGUGGACCAGCUAAACCUGGAGAGGGAGAAGAACAAAGUAUUUUUACGCUUCGCAGAGGAAGAGAUCUCAUUCCCACCCACCUACCGAUACGAGCGUGGAUCGAGGGACACGUAUGUUUGGCAAAAGCAGAAAGCCACUGGGAUGAGGACUAAUGUUCCAUCCUGGUGUGAUAGGAUCUUGUGGAAAUCUUACCCAGAAACACACAUUGUUUGCAACUCCUAUGGGUGCACUGAUGAUAUUGUGACUAGUGACCACUCCCCAGUGUUUGGCACAUUUGAGGUGGGCGUGACCUCACAGUUUGUCUCCAAGAAAGGGUUGCCUAAAUCUUCUGAGCAGGCCUACAUUGAAUUUGAGAGCAUCGAGGCCAUAGUGAAGACUGCUAGCAGAACAAAGUUCUUCAUCGAAUUCUACUCCACAUGUUUGGAAGAGUUCAAGAAGAGUUACGAGAACGACAGUCAGAGUAGCGAUAAUGUCAACUUCCUCCGCGUGGGCUGGUCCAACAAGCAGCUGACGACGCUCAAACCUCUUCUGUCGGAGAUCGAAUACCUUCAGGACCAACACCUGCUACUCACUGUGAAAUCCCUGGAUGGAUAUGAAUCUUAUGGAGAGUGUGUGUUGGCGCUGAAGUCGAUGAUUGGCAGCACAGCGCAGCAGUUCCACACCUACCUGUCUCACCGUGGCGAGGAAACGGGAAACAUCAGGGGGUCAAUGAGGGUCAGAGUCCCUUCUGAAAGGAUGGGAACCAGGGAAAGACUCUAUGAGUGGAUCAGUGUGGACAAAGAUGAAGCAGGCGUACCUAAAGGGAAAUCUACCCUGUCAUCCAGAGUGGGGCACGAAUAUGUGAAGCCACCAAUGGUUCGUAAACAAGUUGGAGAGCUGGGGAAGGUCAGUGAAGAGGUCGAGAAGAGCAGCAAGGAGGAAACUGCUGCAAGGCCAAAGCAGGAUUCUUCUGAUGGUGAGCAGUCUGUCGGCAAGAACAGCUACAAUAACCCCGCCUACUACAUUUUGGAAGGUGUUCCCAAUCAGUCGGCCGCUGCUUUGUCAUCUGAGCUUCUCCCAUCCCCCACCUCCACCACCCCCCAGGCAACGAAAGCCCCCCCUCCCAUCGCUGUAGCUCGGACCAAACCCCCAUGUGCCCCCGCAGGCCCUUCUCACCCGCGCAGGCCCGUGACAGGUCACACGGUGCGCGUCAUCAGUGAGGAGGGGUCCUCGGAGGACGAUGGAGGAGCUUGUGUAGGCGUAGCACAAGGGGGAGCCGCUGUGGGGAGCACACUGAAUCGGCCCCCUCCGGAUUUCCCACCCCCUCCUCUCCCCAAGGGAGCCAUGGAGAUGGCCGUGGACGCGCCUUUCCUGAAGCCCCGCUCACUUCACCCGGAUCUUGCUGAGGUCAAGAUCUCUGCGGCAGGUCCCGGUGCCCCGCUGGCCCUCGGGGAAAGCUUCAGGCGAGGAGGCGGCGCUGUCGGCGGCAGGGCGUUGGACGACCAGUCUUGUUCUGUGCUUCAGAUGGCAAAGACGCUGAGUGAGACGGAGUUUCCGGGGCAGCCCCCACGCGCUCCCUCUGCACCGCCUCCCCUCAGGGGGCAGGCCAUGGGUUUAGGUCUGGACGCCUGCCGCACCCUCCCACCCAGAAAUGCCAUCACAGAAAGUAUCGCUGAGGAUCUUCCCGAAGAGGCACUUUGGGGUAGCAGCAGCUCGUCUUUGUCCGUGGGGGACUCUUCAGUGGGGGAGUGGCUGCAGAGACUGGGACUUGAAAGAUAUGAGCAGGGCCUCCUGCACAACGGCUGGGACGACCUGGAAUUUCUCAGUGACAUCACUGAAGAGGACCUGGAGGAGGCAGGAGUACUUGACACCGCCCACAAGUGUAUCCUGCUGGAGAGCCUCCGGCAGCAACAGAAACUGUAGCAAAUGGGCCUGAGGACUUUCCAAAGCACUCAAGACAGUAUGCAGCCUUCCCACAAGGCCAAGUGUCAGCAGAACAUUUCAAAUCCAAUGUGCCUUCUGAGAGAGUGUACACUUAUUUUUUAUUUUUAUUUUUUUUUACUCUUGACUUGCUGACAGCAUCCCUUUUUCAAAACAUACUUUCAAAUGCUUGUUGUAGACGCGGCCUUAUUCAAAGGUCAGCGGCUGCCGCAGCAAUACGGCAGGAGAUCUCGUUGUCAUGAGAAACAAAUAACGCGAUUACUGGAGAGGAAUCGUGACAUCCGUUGUAACUUCGGACUUGAGCAACCUCAGCAGGAGAGCGAAAAUCAAGGCCUUUUGGGCCGGUGUCUUGACAUUCAAGCCUUGUAUGCCCUCCUCCACUCCUGAUGACAAAGUGGGCCAGCUCUCAGGUAUUUCCCCGCCCAGUGGUUGCAACCUGAAAGUUGAUGUGGGAGGAAGUCAGCCCAGUUAAAUGUCAAGCCACAAAGAGACAAACAGAAAGUGGGCAACCGCUUUCGAAUGCUGCAUAAAGGAAGAUGAGAAGAUGACGUGGACUGAACUCACACCUUUUCACUUUGGACUUCAGUUUCAGUGUUUGAAUAUAUUUAUAGCAGCUUCUUCUCGCGAGGGUAAAGGGAAAAAUGUCGCAAACCAGUACUGAAUGAGCCAGAAGUGCGCGCAACAUCAAGCAGUUAGUUUUUGAUACACGCUUCAUGUUGGUAUUCCAAUUUGUUGGGACGUUUCGGUGCUCAGUCGCCUUGCGCCCAAAUGCUUGGAAAGGGACAGCACCAAGCAAGUUGGUUGACGUUUGUCCACACUCGAUUUGACUGUGACCGCACAAGCCAGGUUUCGUGGGCUUAAUUAAUGUCACAUCUGUGUACUGAAUUGCUCAAGAAAUCCAUUUUAAGAGGUCACACGCUAACAGUCAGCGGAAAGCCAAUUUCUGUGGUUAUGUGGCUGUGGUGAUUUGACCACGAGGUGGCGCUGCUACACCGUCAGCCUUGCACAGCUCUUGACUAGAAACCUGAUGACAAGUCAGUUUUGAUCAGUCCUCACUCAGUGUUCUGAAAGAUUAUAUAGGAAAAAAAAUACAGUUAUGUUACCUGGCCAAGUGAAUUAUAUGAGUUCUUAAUCUAGUUCCUGCUCUAAAAGCCAUUGUAGUGUUACAGGCGGGCUCCGCUACUUAAAUCAUCACACACCAAUCUGAAUUAACCUCUUGCUGCAACUUGUGGCCUAGCAGACUACUCCAAAUGUUAAAUGUUUGUUGUGUGAGUGUAGCAGUUUCAUAUGCUGUAUGUCCGGAUCAGAUUAAUCCCAUAUUGUCCUUAUAUGCACCCUUAUUUUCCCCCAAAAAUUGACACAUUUAACUUAACCUGCCUUGUGUGUGCGUGUGUGUGUGUGUGUGUUUGCAUCAUGUCUUGUUCUUUGCUUAGUCUCAUGGUUGUGUUAACUUAAUGCCAAUUUGUGUAGCCACGUAAUUUUGUUUUUCAAUUAAAAAUGUAACAUGUUU
Molecule: messenger RNA, 5648 nt
Organism: Phyllopteryx taeniolatus (common seadragon)
Lineage: Eukaryota; Metazoa; Chordata; Actinopteri; Syngnathiformes; Syngnathidae
Gene: inppl1a
Product: inositol polyphosphate phosphatase-like 1a
Exons: 28
Coding region: 356-4120 (1254 amino acids)
Biological process (GO): phosphatidylinositol dephosphorylation
Molecular function (GO): protein binding; phosphatase activity
Source: RefSeq, a predicted model, not a curated record